AUGACAAGAGAAGAAAGAACUUGUGAAAUGUGCGAUGAAACCGAAGUCCAUUCUAGAUGUGAAGAUUGUGAUCAGAACAUGUGCAAAAAUUGCCAUGACUACUACUUGAAAAACACGACGUUCAAAAAACAUAAAAUAGAAGAUAACAAAAACAAGGAAGUAUCUGAAGACGAACGGAUAUCAAAAGACAUUGAAUGUGAUAAACAUACAAAACAAUUAUCUUUAUAUUGUAAGUCUUGCAAUUUGCCAAUUUGUGAAGAAUGUAAAACAUCCGACCAUGCCUGUCACAAAACAGAAAAAAUAGACAUUGUUAUCAAAGCCAUGAAAUCAACCUUGAAGACUUCGAUAAUAAGCCUUAAAUCAAAGAUACCAUUUCUUGACAACAUUGUAGAAAAUGCGAAGUCCGAGGAAAAUAAAUAUUGGAAAGAUAUCAGACAAAUGCAGGCAGAAGUUCGGAGUGUAGCUUCCUCCCUAAAGGACCUAGUAUCCAUGAAGUCAACAUUGAACACUACUUUGGGAAGUCUCAAUUCAAAGAUACCCUUUCUUGACAACGUCAUAUACAAUGCAAAGACAGAGGAAAAUAGAUAUGGUCAAGAUAUUCAUCAAAUAAAAGGUGAACUUGAUAUCAUGAUAGAAAAGUUAGAAACCUUGGAAACAUUUGCAUAUGCUGAUAAGCACACAUUUGAAACCUACAUUGAAGAGGUUAAACAAAAUCGGCUCUCUAUAAUCAGAUUAAUCGAAAGUAUUGAAGCUACCAUUAAAUUUGGUAAAACGACUGAAGUAGUUAGAUUAUGCAGUGUUUUAGGCACAGAUAUACAUAUGUAUACCGAAGAAUAUCCCUGCUCUGAGUUGAAAUUAUAUUUACCUAUGUUUAAACCAGGAAUAUUGAGAGAUCAUCAGAUACAUGAUUCUUUUGGCACAAUUGAACGGGAUAAUAUCAUCAAUGUUUUACUGAAACCUCAAUUUCCAUGUCAUCAAAUUCAUCGCAGUCUAGUUAUUAAACAUUUGCCGAAAAAAUCCCGUUUUCAGAGCAAAACUGGGCAAAAUUAUACUAGUAUAGUGGCAGUAGGCGAUUUUCACGUGUGUGUCACAAAUUUGCUUUCUACAAAAAGCUAUGCAUAUUAUGGAAGUAUUGGCCAUAUACUUAUUUUGGAUACGGCUGGAGAAUCAAAACAAGUAAUAUCACGCAGUAUGGGAAACAAGUUUUAUAUUAUUGGGGUGAACGCACGUACAUGCUUUUUGUGGAAUAGUGAUAAAAUUGAAAGUAUACAAAUGCAAACAGAAGAAAAAUUCGCAACAACAAUUACGCUAUGGGAAAAUGACAUACAAGGUCUAUCUCCGGAGGGUCGUGGUUGUAUAAUGGUCAAUGGAAAUAUGUUGGGUCUUUUAAAAGAAAAGUUCUAUGAAGUUGAAAAAACUGGGAAAACUGUACGAACAUUUACUUCUGAUGCAAUAUCUCAAUUAGCCAACUCUCAGCCAAGCUGCAUUUUAUGUACCAAGACAAAAAUGAUCUUAGUUGGAUACAAUCAUACAAUUUUAGCAAUAACAUUGUCUGGAGAUAUACGAUAUACACAUACGUUUAAAGGUUCAAACAUUAAUUCCAUGUGCAAUGACCGUCAUGGAAACGUAUUUAUGGCUGAUUCAAGUAAUCAUCACAUUUGCAUGUUGACGUCUGAUGGUCAUUUUAUUCGUAGUGUGUUGAACUCCGAAAAUGGCAUCACAACACCUUCGUGUUUGACCAUCGAUGGAAGAGGAAAUCUAUGGAUACUAACGACUCAGAAUAAAACAAUACAUGAUAUCGUAGUGUUUUCGUAUUUGUAG
Molecule: messenger RNA, 1821 nt
Organism: Mytilus trossulus (common blue mussel)
Lineage: Eukaryota; Metazoa; Mollusca; Bivalvia; Mytilida; Mytilidae
Exons: 3
Coding region: 1-1821 (606 amino acids)
Molecular function (GO): zinc ion binding
Source: RefSeq, a predicted model, not a curated record